GCACAAAAGAACAGCCUUACUUCCUUUUUCUCCAUGUGUUCGAGGACCCCUUAAAAUGUCCAUGCUUGCCGAACCUCGUCGUAAACAGAAGUGGUCUGUGGACCCCAGGAACAGUGCAUGGAGUAACGAUGAGUCGAAAUUUGGGCAGAAGAUGCUGGAACGCAUGGGGUGGUCCAAAGGAAAGGGUCUUGGCAAAAGUCAACAGGGGUCUACAGAACACAUAAAGGUUAAAGUUAAAAACAACACCCAGGGUUUGGGCACUUCAAUUAGCAAUGAGGACAACUGGAUUGCCCAUCAGGAUGACUUUAACCAGCUCCUUGCUGAUCUUAACAGCUGUCAUGGACAGAACAACACUGAAAAGGCCACGGAAGAACAAUCCCAGAAUUUCAGUUUGGAAGAAAAAUCCAAGACAUCCAAAAAAAGGGUCCAUUACAUGAAAUUCACCAAGGGAAAGGACCUUUCCAACCGCAGUGAAACUGACCUGGCUUGUAUUUUUGGGAAAAGAUCGAAACGCAAAGCAAAAGACAAAGCUGAGGGAAGCAGUGGACCUGACUCUCAGGAAGAGAGGGAGAGUGAAAACGACACCGAAAAUAACCCCAACCCAGAGGCACAACAAAACACAGUGACAAGCACAUUGACCAUGCAAGAGUACUUCGCCCAGCGCAUGGCCCAGCUCAAGAGAGCUCAGGUGGGAGAUGCCUCUGCAGCAUCUUCACCUGGGGUCAGCAGCAAUGCACCAUCUUCACCUGCCUCCACAGAGGACUCCGCAAACGCAAGCGAUAUGGAACAAUCCAAAAAGAAGAAAAAGAAAAGGAAGCAGGAGAAUAGAGAUGACACAGAGGAGAAGGAAGAAGAUGUUGCAUUGACCCCAGUAACAGAAAAGGGCAUCGGAGAGUCGAGGCGAUCGAAGAAAAAACAAAAGAAGAGCAAACGAGAGGAGUCCAGCACCCCUGCAGUUAUGAACGGUGUCACUGAGGAAGAGGCUUCGAUUCCAGAGAAGAGGCAAAAAACAUCUCCAGAGAUUCAGACAGAGACCGCUGAUGAACAUCUGGUAGUAGAAAAUGUAGAUUCUGAAGUUUCAGCUAAAAAGAAAAAGAAGCGAAAGCAGGAGCAGACGGAGUGACUUCGUAAAAGAUGAUGAAAAUAGAGAAAAACUAUUGAAAUGAUUUUCUAGAACUCAUUACGCUCAAAAUCUGAAUUAUUUUAAUAUUGAGAUCACCAAAAUGAACCCAUGAAUUGACAGUUCAUUAUUGGUUUGUAUCUCUAUAUUUAAACUACAUGACAAAAUAAAAAGGUAAACUACA
Molecule: messenger RNA, 1304 nt
Organism: Triplophysa rosa
Lineage: Eukaryota; Metazoa; Chordata; Actinopteri; Cypriniformes; Nemacheilidae
Gene: pinx1
Product: PIN2 (TERF1) interacting telomerase inhibitor 1
Exons: 7
Coding region: 56-1123 (355 amino acids)
Biological process (GO): regulation of ribosome biogenesis
Cellular component (GO): nucleolus
Molecular function (GO): telomerase inhibitor activity; nucleic acid binding
Source: RefSeq, a predicted model, not a curated record